AUGUCAAUAUCUUAUGAAUCAAUUUCCAUGGACCACGAUAAGCCUGAAGCGGUCUCGCCGCAUUUCCAUGAAAUCCUUGGGGAUGAUGUGGAGUUAACCAAUGACAUGGGCACGCGAGUUGGACACCAUCUAUUCCUCGAUGAAGCCAACCAGGUUAAAGAGGAGCGCAAAACCAGCGGAGAGAGCGUUUGGACAAUUGGAAAUGGGCUUUUUCUCGGGAGCGGCCGAUCUCUUGCCUCCGCUGGACCUGGUGGUGCAGUUCUAGGCUAUAUCCUCAUGGGCACUGUUAUCUCAUCAGUCGUCUCUUGUUUGGGUGAAAUGACUGCAUUAAUGCCAGUCAAUGCCCCGAUUAUGGAGUUUCCUCGGCGCUUCUUAGAUCGUGGUGUUGGCUUUGCAGUGGGUUGGAUCUACUGGUACUAUUCUAUCCAUCUCGUACACUUGAGGGGGAAGCUAACAGAACAACCAAAGCUAGUCGCCGUCGCAAAUACUAUUCGUUUUAAAUAUAUCGAUGACAAUGGAACGCAUUUGGAAUGGGUAACCGGGGGGAGUGUUCAUGCUGCGGUGUGGGUGUCUGUAGUUCUAAUAACUGUAACGCUGAUCAAUACGUUACCCGUCAAGUACUAUGGCCAACUCGAAUACGUUUUCGGCUGCAUAAAACUUUCUUUUCUUGUUUUGGUUAUCUUAAUGAUGGUUAUUCUGGACACAAUGCAGCCCUUGGACAACAGAUACCAUAGCACCCCCGUUGGUACUCGAUACUGGGACUCACCAUACUCCUUUUUUGCGCCAAGGUAUACGGUUAGGGGCCACAUGAGUGGUGAAGUUCAGCGAGAGAUCAGAGGUUCAGUUGGCGCGUUCCUUGGGAUGUGGACAACCUUCACCAACAUAAUUUUCUCGUAUGUAGGCAUGGACAUGGCUGCUGCCACCGCGGCAGAAAGUAAAGCUUUGUCUAAUGCCGAGAGUAUGAAGAUGGCGUCGCGCAAGGUCUCAAUCCGAGUCGUCACUUUGUACACUCUCUGCAUGUUGACGGCUUCAUUUCUGGUCCCAUAUGAUCAUCCAUUUCUUAACGGGGGCGGCCAAUCUGAGAGUUCACACUCGAUCUUUUUGAUCGCUGUAGUCCAAGGAGGACUCCCAGCCGCCGCCCACUUUUUCAAUGCAAUCUACAUGUUUUCUGCGUUCGCCUCUGGGAUCAACACCAUGUACGUCUCUUCGAGAGUCUUGCAUACUUUGGCGCUGCGCGACCAGACGGGACCAGAGUUUAUCACCAGAAGGUUACGUCAGUGUCACAAUGGGACCGGAUCUUCAGGCCAGAGACUGAGCGAACUCGCGACCAAUUGCACAGUGUCAUGUUUGAUUGUGUACACUGUCGUCUGUGCUACUUAUCUCGGCUUCUUUAAAACAUUACAUGACGUUAAGCUUUAUGGGAAUACAUCCGAAGCUCAAGCUGCCUGUUACGAUCGUAACCACCCUCAGUAUCCCUAUAAAUCCCACGGGCAAUGGCUAAAAGCUUGUUACGGCUUGGUCGCUUGUACACUUUUGGUUAUAUUUAACGGAGUGCCCUCUUUCCUCCAAGACCCGUUCGAUAUACGCGGGUUUUUUGCGUCAUACAUUGGAGUUCCUGUAUUUUUCUUGCUUAUUUUUCUCUACUACAAUCUCGACUGA
Molecule: messenger RNA, 1659 nt
Organism: Histoplasma mississippiense
Lineage: Eukaryota; Fungi; Ascomycota; Eurotiomycetes; Onygenales; Ajellomycetaceae
Exons: 13
Coding region: 1-1659 (552 amino acids)
Biological process (GO): amino acid transmembrane transport
Cellular component (GO): membrane
Molecular function (GO): amino acid transmembrane transporter activity
Source: RefSeq, a predicted model, not a curated record